AUGGCGCUGAGCAGCGGGACCUGCCGCCUCCUGGGCGCCGCGGCCGCGCGGCUGCAGCCCCGCGCCGCAGCUCCUCGUUUUGCCUCAGUGGCAACUGGCCUCAAAACCGAGAGCGAGGUGGACACGAGCGAAAAUGAGAUUGUUGCCCCCGAAUUCACUAACAGGAACCCUCGGAACCUGGAGCAAAUGGCCCUGGCUAGGAAGGAGCGCGGCUGGAAGACGACGUGGCCCAAGCGAGAGUUCUGGCACAGAUUGCGGUUUGAGCGGACCCAGCAUUACGUAGAAGCCUUUGUYGAGUGCCGCAAUGGGGAUGUGGUAGUGUCGGCCUCCACCCGAGAGUGGGCUAUAAAGAGGCACCUGUACAGCCCUAGGGGCGUGACGGCGUGCAAGAACCUCGGCCACGUCGUGGCACAGCGCUGCCUGGAAGCAGGAAUCAACUUUGUGGACUUCAAAGCAAUCAUCCCCUGGGAGCGUCACUGUGACUCGAUUCAGGAAUUUGAAAAAGCUGUGAAGGAGGGCGGUGUUGUUCUGCGGGAGCCAAAAAGAAUCUAUCAAUAAAGAUAGAACAGAGACUGCCAGGAAAGCUUGCCACAGAACAACAAUCAUCUGUUUAGGUGUGUGUACAGGCACAGUGAAUGUCCAGACCUGGAACAAGUUGGAGCAUGGCAUCUUAUAAUAAAAUAUUUUUAAGCUGA
Nothoprocta perdicaria is the source of this 695-nucleotide messenger RNA. It is a transcript of the gene MRPL18, whose product is annotated as mitochondrial ribosomal protein L18. Gene Ontology annotation, biological process: translation. Gene Ontology annotation, molecular function: 5S rRNA binding; structural constituent of ribosome. Gene Ontology annotation, cellular component: ribosome; mitochondrion. NCBI's taxonomy places the organism in Eukaryota, Metazoa, Chordata, Aves, Tinamiformes, Tinamidae. The transcript is spliced from 4 exons. The coding region runs from base 1 to 558 and encodes 185 amino acids. The record is from RefSeq and is a predicted model, not a curated record.